Messenger RNA from Penicillium canescens, 1023 nucleotides. Its product is annotated as RING finger domain protein. NCBI's taxonomy places the organism in Eukaryota, Fungi, Ascomycota, Eurotiomycetes, Eurotiales, Aspergillaceae. The transcript is spliced from 2 exons. Bases 1 to 1023 code for a protein of 340 amino acids. The record is from RefSeq and is a predicted model, not a curated record. Gene Ontology annotation, molecular function: ubiquitin protein ligase activity. Gene Ontology annotation, biological process: protein monoubiquitination; protein polyubiquitination.
AUGGACGAUGAUGUACGACAGGAAAUUCUCCAACGAACUCUACAGGAGGUGGAGGAGGCUGAUGUCGCCAAUCCCUGUGUCAUUUGUCUAGACAAAAUCACCGAACCCUGCGUGGCACAGCCAUGUCAUCAUGAAAACUUCGACUUCCUGUGCCUCGUCAGUUGGCUGGAGGAACAGCCUACCUGUCCACUAUGUAAGAGCGAGCUGACAGCCGUGAAAUACGAAGUCCAAACCCCGCAAGGCCCGAAGCUGUACAAGGUCCCACCGCGGACCACGAAGCCUCCCACCUCAACGGCACCUCGAUCGCGUCCAGGAGCUCGUCAUGGCCCGCGAGGAGGGCGCAACUUUACACAACCGCCGCGUCCACAGCCCGAUGAUCCGCUCCAACGCCGGCGCAAUGUGUAUCGCAAUCAAACAUACUCCAUGCGUGUCGGGACCAAUCGCCUAUCGCAAUACCGAGAAAUGACACCGGAUCUCUUCAAUCGCGAUGAAGAGCUCGUGAGACGAGCUCGGAAGUGGAUCCGCCGUGAAUUGAAAGUAUUCAGCUUCUUGAACCCCGAGGCGGAAGAGGAAGAGCGGACGCCUCAGCAAGUGUCACGUCCGGGACACCAACGGCUGGAGAAUCGCAGAGCGAACAAUGCCGAGUUUCUUCUUGAGUAUGUCAUCGCCAUUUUGCGAACGGUCGAUCUCAAAGGUAGUACUGGACAAGCGGAGGAGCUGUUGCGCGAUUUCAUCGGACGUGAGAAUGCUCGUUUGUUCAUCCAUGAAUUGCAGGCGUGGCUGAGAAGUCCCUACACAUCCUUGGAGGACUGGGACCGCCAUGUGCAGUAUCCGAAUACUGCGCGAGGUACUUCCGACAGAGGAGAAGGGGAAUCUCAUGAGUUUGAUCGCAGUCCGCGUUCUGUGAGCAAUCGGGGCAGGGCUCAAUCGUUUCGACGACGGCCAUACAGAUCACGGUCUCAAGAGGCGCUUGAUCGGUCUAGGCGGCUGCAACAUGCUCAGCAACGAUAUCACCCGUAUUGA